AUGGUCAUUGGAAGUGGUAUCUUUGCGUAUGUUGUCGGCAAUAUAGCUGCUGUCGUGAGUACGCAGAAAGGGAGUGAGAUACGAUACAAGACCAAGUUGAAAGAUCUACAGGAAUAUCUGAAUAUCAGAACAGUUCCCAAGUCUGUAGCAUUUCCAAUCCUACAGCAGUGUAUGAAUCAAUGGUCCAGAAGUGUCUACGAUGAAGAGUUUCUGUUGCGAGAAGUCAAUGGGCAACUGAGAAGGGAAAUGAUCCUCGCAGUUCACGGCAGUACCCUCUUUAACAUCUCACUGUUCAGAGAGAUUUCCCGGGAGAACGAAGACUUCAUGGUGGAGUUGUCUCUGAAGAUGGGAUCCACAAUCUUCUUGAAGAAUGAAGAGCUUGACUUGUCGGAUUUUGAGGGGACAGGAGCGAGCAUGUAUUCGAUCAAGUCGGGGACGGUUUCAGUGACUUGUAAUGAGCUGGGAGAGAACAAAGUCGAGAACAUUCACGCUGGAGGCAUCUUGAACUUCAAGCCCAUGAUACACUCGGUUGUUCAGCGAUUGUUACACGAACAAUAUUUUUCAAAGACGGAAAGCGGGGUCAUCGCAAGGGCUGUGAACUUUGUCGAGACCUUUCAAUUGAGGGCUCAAGAUGUCGAGGCUUGCAUUCUGAAAUGCGACACGCAUCACGAUAUCUUCGACAAGAUCAAACAAUUCUGCGCAGACGAUUACAAGGAAUGUCAGGGCGAGGAGCAGGUGUUCAUGGGAUACGUAGAUCUGGUCUGUCGUCAUGAACGAGCUCAGUCACUGCACGAGAGCAAUCAAGACGGUUCACGAGGCUCGAGGAUUGAGGACUAUCAGAGUCAGCACAAUAAUGAUUUCAUAGCCAAGAGCGCGGACUACAAGGUAGAGGAGCAUGAAGAGGAAAUGCCCAACGGCAAAGACAACCACGUUUUUGAGAUCCACAAGCAAGAGAUUUUACCUGAUUUGAACCUGGAUGUUGAACUUUCCAACGAUGUCUCUUCCUGUACAAACCACACAAUACCUCUGCAGUGCAUUGAUAAUGAGGAUCAAGUUGUCUUCGUACCUUUUUCCUAUUGA
This is a messenger RNA of Guillardia theta CCMP2712, 1080 nucleotides long. RefSeq lists its product as hypothetical. Lineage: Eukaryota; Cryptophyceae; Pyrenomonadales; Geminigeraceae. The record is from RefSeq and is a predicted model, not a curated record. Bases 1 to 1080 code for a protein of 359 amino acids. Gene Ontology annotation, biological process: regulation of membrane potential; potassium ion transmembrane transport. Gene Ontology annotation, molecular function: voltage-gated potassium channel activity. The transcript has 8 exons.